This is a messenger RNA of Diospyros lotus (date-plum), 877 nucleotides long. Its product is annotated as probable phospholipase A2 homolog 1. The record is from RefSeq and is a predicted model, not a curated record. Gene Ontology annotation, biological process: pollen germination; arachidonate secretion; phospholipid metabolic process. Lineage: Eukaryota; Viridiplantae; Streptophyta; Magnoliopsida; Ericales; Ebenaceae. The coding region runs from base 54 to 509 and encodes 151 amino acids. The transcript is spliced from 4 exons. Gene Ontology annotation, molecular function: calcium ion binding; A2-type glycerophospholipase activity.
AACUUCAAUCGACAGGGAGACUCCUCUCUCUCUGAGCCGCAGACACAGCGACGAUGGCGUCCGGCACGUGCUUCUCUGGCGGGGCACGUGUAUCCGUCGCGGCAGCGACAUUUGCAAGCGUCGUCUUCUUCUUCCUCGUUGAUAUCGCUCAAUCCGCAAAUGAUUCCCAGGCCAGAUGCAGCAGAACAUGCGUUGCUGAGAACUGCAAUUCUCUUGGGAUAAGGUAUGGAAAAUACUGCGGAGUUGGUUGGACGGGUUGCCCCGGCGAGAAGCCCUGCGAUGAUCUCGACGCUUGUUGCAAGAUUCACGAUGAGUGCGUUGAGAAAAAAGGUUUGGUAAGUGUGAAGUGCCAUGAGAAGUUCAAGACCUGCAUAAAGAAAGUGCAGAAAUCUGGGAAGGUUGGAUUUUCUAGAUAUUGUCCAUAUGAAACGGCUGUGCCUACAAUGGUACAGGGCAUGGAUAUGGCGAUCAUGCUGAGUCAGUUGGGUAGCUCAAAGCUAGAACUCUGAUAGAGAAAAAGGAAAUGCCUCUUAUUGAGUGGAAUCAGUUAGCAUCUAGUAACCAUUAUUUCUUCAAUUUAACAGCGACCCCAAGAACUGAAGCUAUGAACAGUCCAUGACUUUGUGUGGAUUCACCCUGAUUAAGGUAAUUGUUUCAUGCUAACCAUUUAUUUUGGAGGGCUCUCUUUGUUUCCCCUUUAUCGACUUUAGAGGCUCUAUUGUACUUGCAGUCUUGUCUUGCUGCAGGCAGAACUGCUGAAACUCUUCCUCCUUGGAAUUACUUCAGUAUGUAUUCUUUCUUGUAUUAGAUAUGAACAAUUUGAUAUGAUUUUCAGCAAUAAAGAUCCUUGUUAUGAAAAUGCUAAUUACACUAGGGA